Messenger RNA from Sporothrix brasiliensis 5110, 732 nucleotides. RefSeq lists its product as uncharacterized. Gene Ontology annotation, cellular component: mitochondrion. The transcript has a single exon. Lineage: Eukaryota; Fungi; Ascomycota; Sordariomycetes; Ophiostomatales; Ophiostomataceae. The record is from RefSeq and is a predicted model, not a curated record. Bases 1 to 732 code for a protein of 243 amino acids.
AUGACGAUCAUUGCAUCGCUCAUCGGCAAAUUGCUGCCGCCAGACUUGAAGUCGCCAGACGCCGCGGCGACGACACCACCGGCUGCCAAGGCGACUGCCUCCCCUGCUCCUGCAUCCUCGCUGCCAGAGGCUCCAAGACAAACACCGACGACCGCCGUCUCCGCCCUCCAGUCUCAGCAACAGCCGCAGUCUCUUCCCCCGCACGACCAUUCCAUGUUCUCCUCCCGCUCCCUCAAGCAGCUCGGGCUUUUCUUUGCGGGUGCCACUUUCUUCGCACUUUCCACCACUCUGACACGGCGGACUGUCGCCCGCAAACAACUCGCCGCCCAGCUCAAGUUCUACUCGCCCAGCGGCUCCGGCCAGACGUCGUUGGGCAACGGUGCGGCCGCCGAGGCUGCGGCGGCUUCGGCGACCAAGGAAGAGGCGCCGCACGGCUCAUUUAUGGCCCUGGAGGCCCUGAACCUGGCCACGCUCAACGUGAUGAGCUUUUUUCUCAUGCUGACGGGCGGCAUGUCGUGGGCGCUGGACCUGAGCUCCAUGGACGACGUGCGGGCGCUGGCCCGACGCUACACACGCGGCCAGAAUCUGGAUGGGACGAUGAGCGGUGGCGGAAUGACGGACGAGGAGGCCGAGCGCGAGGUGGAGGAGUGGGUGGCCAAGAUUCUCAAAAAGUCAGACGGCACCCUGAUCGGCAGCAGCAAGAAAGGGAGCGGAGAGGACUCGAAAAAAUAG